Emiliania huxleyi CCMP1516 is the source of this 2052-nucleotide messenger RNA. RefSeq lists its product as hypothetical. The record is from RefSeq and is a predicted model, not a curated record. Gene Ontology annotation, molecular function: protein serine/threonine phosphatase activity. Gene Ontology annotation, biological process: protein dephosphorylation. The coding region runs from base 1 to 2052 and encodes 683 amino acids. The transcript has 6 exons. NCBI's taxonomy places the organism in Eukaryota, Haptophyta, Isochrysidales, Noelaerhabdaceae.
AUGGCGUCUCGAUUUUGCGAUUUGAAGAAAAAACGUACAAGAGAGCCCCUCAUGCUCAAGUGCUGCGCCUGCUUCGCCGCCAAGAAUCACCCAUCGCGGCAGGGCUCUCGCGACGAAACGGCCGAGCGACACAGCCUGACUGCAAUGCCGCGGCAUGACCCCGUCUCGUCCAGCACGUCGGCACUGCCCGUCUCGCCCUCGAAAGCUGGCCACGCUGCAAAGCCCUGCCAGGACCGCGGCAUCGUGCACUGGCCUUUCAACGGGUCGGAGAAUGAGGCGCUGCUGUGCGUCUUUGACGGCCACGGCAAGAACGGCGAGCGGGUUGCCGACCUUGUCAUGAAUGAACUCCCUAGUCUGCUGCAGGAGCGGGCAGCGGAGCUGCGGGCCGAGCCUAAGAAGACGCUCAUCACUGCGGUGGAGCAGAUCGACUCUCUGGUGCUCGCGCGCGAUGGCGGAGAGUUUGCGAAAGAGUGCGGCACCACCUCGACGGUGCUCUACAUCAACGGGUGCACGAUCUGGUCAGCGUGCUCCGGAGACUCGCGGGCUGUCAUGGGCUCCACAAAGGGUGGUGCCAUCGUCGCGCGAGACCUCUCAGUCGACUGCAAGCCAGACAUGGACGGUGAGAGGGAGCGGCUGGAGGCUGCUGGAGGCAUGGUCCUCUCUGGCACGCGGGGCAGAACCUCGCGCGUGUUCACGGCGGGGGGCAUCGGCCUCGCCAUGUCUCGCUCCAUCGGCGAUCCCGAGGCGAAGAUGGCCGGUGUGAUCGCCACUCCGCUCGUCCAUCGCUUUGACAUCAACGCUGCGGACCCGGAGGACCCCGAGGCGGACGGCGACCGCUUCGUCAUCCUCGCGAGCGACGGCGUGUGGGAGUUUAUCGACUCGGAGGCGGCGUGCGGCAUCGUCGCAGCACACGGCCGAUCGAAUCGUGGCGCGCGGUGGACAGCUGGGGCGUGCGAGGCGCUAGUGCUGGAGGCGGCGCAGCGUUGGAAGCGCGAGACCAGCACCUACCGCGACGACAUAACUGCGAUCGUGGCGCGCCUUCCCGCCAUGGAGACGGGCGGGGAGAGGCGGAGGGGCUGGGCGCGGGUGCGCUUCCAAUUGUUUAAGCGGCAAGAGGACGCACAAAUGCUCGACGUGGCUCUGUGCCACCGGCGAGGAUUCAAGAAGGAAAUGUUGCGGCGCAUGUAUGACGUCGCUCCCUCGGCCAGCAUAAAGGAUGCGGCUACGUCCGACAGCUCGAACUGCUCGCUUCCCGGCCGUUGGCGUGACGUGGACGCGCGGCUCAUCACCGUAAAGGGCGAGCGGCACACUGGAACGAACUUUAUCGAGGGCAUCCUUCUGCACCACUUUCCUCGGAGAGUCCGCCGCCGCCGCGGCGUGCACCUGUUCGCCGGCUGCGACGUGUCGUCGCAGCAGCUCGACGAUAAAGGCCUGGAUCGGUCCUGGUGCUGCUCCAAGCACGGACUUCCGGCGGUGUGCGUCUUCGCGCCUCCGCCCGUGUACGUCAUCACGCUGAAGCUCCCAUUCGCUUGGCUCGUCUCCAUCCACGCGCAUCCGUACACCGGCUGCGGGGUCAACAGAUCCUUCUCGGCCUUCCUGCGCCAGCCCUUUGCGGCCUAUGGGAUGUGCAGGCCGUUCCGCGUCCGAGAGACGCCGGUGGACGUAUGGAGCGAGUACUCCCUCGCAGCGCAGCGGAUGGCAGGCCCUGGAUCGCCUACCCCGGCGGUGCUGUGGCGUGACACCGACUACCUGAGCGAGCGGCGCCUGCGUUGCAAGCUCGAGGAGCUCGCGGCGCGCAUGGGCCUCUCCAUCGGCGGCGCGACGCUCCCGCGUACGCUCGCGGUGAGCAUGUCGGGCUACGGCAGGACGGUGAAGUGGACUCCGAAGGCUUAUUACGAGCAGGGCGAGAAGCUGCGGCGCACACCGUGGCGGGGGCGCUACUCGGACGCGGACCUCGCCUGGGUGAACGGGCGCCUCACCGAUGAGGCGAUGAGCGGCUUCGACCGCCCUGGAGAUGAGCAUAGGCUAAGUACUAGGACGGUCAAACUCUAA